AUGGCUACUGCUACCUUCUUCUCGCAACACUCCUCCAACCCGCUCGAGGUUCCAUCAUCUGAUGCUCGCAACAAGGCCUACAGGCGUCAACUAAUGCGUACGCGGAACGUGCCAAAGGACGGGGGAGGCUAUUUUCCCUCGUCUGACGAUCCGUCGAAUGGCUACAAUGUGCCAGAUUUGGACCAAUACCAUUCGCAUAUCGCUCAGUUGUACCCGGAUGCCAGACGGCCCGCUGCCUCAGCAACGUCUCGAGUUCCUCCCAUGCAACCCGCCUUCAGCGACGACAUGUUCAGCGACGACGAGCUGAUCAACGGGCAGGAUGAGGACUUCGGCGAUGAACUCGGGGACGAGGACGCGGACGGCGAGAUCGACGAGGACCUGCUUGAUGACCAUGCCGGUCAUGCAGAAACUGAUGAAGAGCUGUCUAUCUAUCUCAAACCACGGGAGGAGCGGGAGGAAAUUGAGGAGGAAAUAGCCGACCUCGAAGCCACCGUCCCGCAACUCACCCCAGACUACAAGAUCGUAGACCGACUAGGAACCGGCACGUUCUCCUCCGUCUACAAAGCCGUUGACCUCGGAUAUCAUGAUAGGUGGGACAAUGCACCAUGGCAGGGCUACCAUCCACCCUUCUCGUCUGCAUACUCCCAGUCCGCUACUCGGCCUUGGGGUAGCAAAGUCUUCGUCGCGGUGAAGCGCAUAUAUGUCACUAGCGGACCCGAGAGAAUACGCAACGAGAUCUCCAUUAUGGAGGAUUGUAGAGGCUGUCGCCACGCAUCGCAGCUGAUAACUGCAUUCAGGCAGCGUGACCAGGUUGUCGCCAUUAUGCCUUACCACCGUAACAUCGACUUCAGAGGAUACUUUCGCGUUCUGCCCAUGGACGGUAUCAAGGCGUAUUUUCGAUGUAUGUUCCGAGCAUUGCGCGACGUUCACGCGCGAGCGAUCAUCCAUCGUGACGUGAAACCGGCCAACUUCCUUUUCGAUCCCCGUACCGGCGUCGGCACCCUUUGCGAUUUCGGACUGGCCUGUCGAGUGGAACGUGGACCCACGCUAGGUGCCUGUCUCCAUACAGGACCAACACCUGACUUUCCCCAUGGUCGAGUACGGCCCCGCGGGGACUUCGAUGUAGAUCAUGUUAAGCGUAUGCAGAAGGAAGGUCGGCUUAAAAGCUCCCUGCCUUCAGAACGCGUCGGGUAUCCGGAGAAAGAUACAAGACCUAUCUCCAAAGCCAACAGGGCCGGUACGAGAGGCUUUCGAGCCCCGGAAGUCCUCUUCAAGUGCGGCGAGCAGACGGGAGCCAUUGACAUUUGGUCAGCGGGGAUGAUUUUGCUCUUCUUCCUCACGAGGAAAUUUCCACUGUUCCACUCCAGCGAUGACAUGGAGGCUCUCAUGGAAAUCGCCACUAUUAUCGGAAAGAAGAGGAUGGAGAAGACAGCCACCCUGCAUAGUCGCGUGUUUCAGACAAAUGUCCCCUCCGUAACACCUGAAGGGAUGACCUGGCGCGAGUUCGUCGAGCGGCAAAAUCCUGACCUCCGGACACCACCAGAGCCGGAUCCUCGUUUCUAUCCUCACGCCAGUUCCUCACGGAGCCACGCAGGUCCACCACCCUCUUCAUCAUCCCCACCCCGGUACUCGCCUUCGGGAUCAUCUCCGGCUCCCGAGCCACCCGCAGUAGAUGCGGAAGCAUAUGCCGCGGACGUCGAACAGGCGCUCGACUUCGUUGAACGGGUCAUGCACCCCGAGUCAACGCAACGCAUGAACCCAAGACAGGCCCUCGCACAUCCAUUUCUGCACGACCCAGAUGAAUCAGACGAUGAUGACUUCUUCCCGCAUCCGUUUGGAGAAGGGGUGUGCGGCGAUCUGCACUUCAUUGACGAAGAGACGGACGAGCUCUGUGUCCGGGUUAAGGUUCCAGGGGAGAAUCAGGUCGUUGUGAGAAGAAUAUCUGCGGGUGAAGGCACCGCGAUAGGUAACCAGCCGUGCGAGUUUCACAGAGAGGAGGAUGGAUAUGUGUUUUCAUAAUCGUACGAAUACACAGGACACGCGAUCGGAUGGUUUCUGUAGCACGUCAGGUUCACCUCAAUGCAAUUGCCAUGUAUCUAGCGCAGUACAUUCUAUAACACAAUGAGUU
Molecule: messenger RNA, 2128 nt
Organism: Rhodofomes roseus
Lineage: Eukaryota; Fungi; Basidiomycota; Agaricomycetes; Polyporales; Fomitopsidaceae
Product: kinase-like protein
Exons: 7
Coding region: 1-2019 (672 amino acids)
Biological process (GO): mitotic DNA damage checkpoint signaling; protein phosphorylation
Cellular component (GO): nucleus
Molecular function (GO): protein serine/threonine kinase activity; ATP binding
Source: RefSeq, a predicted model, not a curated record